AUGGGAAACUGCGUAUUUAAAGGGUCGGACGCCGCCGCCGCCGCCAGGAAGUCGUCAUCAGCGGCGGCGGGGUUGGUGAAGGUGGUGACGCCUGGUGGCGGCGUGAUGGAGCUGCGCCCACCCGUGUCCGCGGAGACCCUGACGAUGGAGUUCCCGGGCCACGCUGUGUUCCCGAACGACGUGUCCCCGCCCCUCCUCCACCACGAGCACCUCUGCCCGGGGCAGUCCUACUACCUCCUCCCCCUGCACAGCCGGAAUCCGCCGCCGGCAGGCGGCGGCGCCGCGACGCCUCCGCCGUACAGGGUGUCGGUGGACGGGCGGGUGCAGGGAGGGGCGAGCACGCCGUCGUCGAGGAGGCAGUCGCCGGUAUCGGAAAGGAAGCUGAAGAGGCACGACAGCGGGGUGGGGACGUGGAAGGUGAGGCUGGCCAUCAAUUCCGACCAGCUGUCGGAGAUACUGUCGCAGGAGGCGAGGACGGAGGCGCUGAUUGAGAACGUGAGGAGCGUGGCUAAGUGUGCGGCGCGGAGCAAGGGCGUGGUACCCUACGACCAGCGCAGCUGGACCAGCGCACCCGACACGAAUUCUGCGGCGGCUGGUCGUGAUCUUGAGUGA
Striga hermonthica is the source of this 612-nucleotide messenger RNA. Lineage: Eukaryota; Viridiplantae; Streptophyta; Magnoliopsida; Lamiales; Orobanchaceae. The record is from the annotation of a GenBank genome assembly.